Molecule: messenger RNA, 483 nt
Organism: Brenthis ino (lesser marbled fritillary)
Lineage: Eukaryota; Metazoa; Arthropoda; Insecta; Lepidoptera; Nymphalidae
Source: the annotation of a GenBank genome assembly
AUGAAUUAUCCAAAAACGAUUGGCGUUUUCUUCUUGUGGUGCUUAAUUUUAAAUGUAGUAGGAGUCGGUGAAAAAUCUUUCCAAGCUUGUAAAAACUAUGCACUAACUAUGCCAGAAUGCCACACUAUUUUGAAUCCUGAAAAGAGAGUACGUGUACCCAUAGAUUUGCUUCUCUAUCCUCAUAUGACGCUCAUAGAAUUUCGCAAGAAUAAUAAGGAUCAACCUUCUUGGAAAUGUGGUGGGACAUUAAUCAGUGAAAAGUGGAUAGUAACAGCAGAACAUUGCAUUGAAGACCCUGCAGAAGGUACAGCUAGAGUUCUAAGGAUCGGUACUGCGACCUUUGAAUUCGAUGAAGUUGAAGAGCUCGCACAAGAAAGAGACAUUGAUACAAUCAUUCCUCAUCCCGAAUACAGACCACCAUUAAAAUACCAUGAUAUAGUUUUAAUGAAGGCAAAACCAGCUUUCACUGUUAGGAGAGAAGGU